AUGCGAGGCUCCCGGCACAGUUCCGGCCAGGCCGGCGCAUCCCAUUCUGAAUUCCUACCCUUAUUUAGGCCUCGUUACCGCCCUGUCAGGGAACAGCAGGACGCCCUGCUCUGUAAAGGAAGUGGCUGCCGCCAGCUGUGGACCUGGAACCGCAUCGCGGCCCCGCCCCCUCCGCCAGGCUGCCUUCUGCAACAGGCGCGGGUCACGCUCUCGCGCUCUCUCUCUGCCGCCAUCUUGGUUCCACGUUCCCCACACAGCCCCAGCCCCGGCAGCGUGGGUGUGGGAGGGGAGGUGGUUCGGGGCAGCGGCCGGGAGCCAGGCACGGAGGCUGCCCUCGCGCUGAGGACCAGGCGAGCGCGGCCUUGUGGGCAGACCGGCCCAUGGGCCCGUGGAGGCCGCUCUGCGGAGGGAAGAGGAGAAAUGCCCGGUGAAGCCACAGAAACCGUCCCUGCUACAGAGCAGGAGUUGCCACAGCCCCAGGCUGAGACAGCUGUGCAUUCUCUGUCUUCAGCCUUGAGUGUCACUGCUGCCUUAGGGCAGCCUGACCCUGCCCUUCCCCCUCCCUCCUCCCUGGCCCCCCAACACUGCCCUCUGGCAACCCCUAACCAGCCUCCCCCCUUCCUUUCUCCCUCUGCUGUUGCCUCCACCCCUUUUGAAGCUCCUUUUCCCCAGUCAUCCUCUGGGAUAGCCCUGCCUUUGGGAUCUGCCCCUUCCCUCCCUGACACCCCAGCUUUCCUGCCAAACCUAAUGGGGCCUCCCAUCUCCCCAGCUGCCUUAGCUCUGGCCUCUCCCAUGAUUACUCCAACUCUGAAAGGUGCGCGUUCCUCUUCAGCUCCCUUGGCUCUUGUGGCCUUGGCUCCCCACUCAGUGCAGAAGAGUUAUCCACCUAAUCCUCUUAGUGCACCUCCUUCAGUUGCUGAGGCUCAGUCAGGGUCAGUGAGAUCUCUGCCAGCUCCCAUUGCCUCCCCAGAACCACAGACCUCUCCUAUUCAAGCUCCCUCUGAAGUAGUCCCUGGUCCAAAAGGUACUCCCAUCCCUCCAGGUGUGGUCGGUGCUGUUCCUUCCCAUUUUAUAACUCCAUUGGCCUCUGUUCAAUCUGGAGUAGCCUCACGUCCUCAGACCCCACCUCCCACUCCCCUAACCAUCACUUCCUCUCAGGUCAAAGCCAUCCCCUGUCUUGGGACCAUAUACGUCAAUCGCAAGGCCAAGUUGGUACCUGUGCUUGUGACCCACCGGCUACAGAUUGGAGGCUCCAGCGACCCCCUCCAACUCAGGAUGCUAAUAGCAAGUCCAGGUUAUUACCUGUACUUCUGA
Molecule: messenger RNA, 1314 nt
Organism: Equus quagga
Lineage: Eukaryota; Metazoa; Chordata; Mammalia; Perissodactyla; Equidae
Product: nascent polypeptide-associated complex subunit alpha, muscle-specific form-like
Exons: 5
Coding region: 1-1314 (437 amino acids)
Source: RefSeq, a predicted model, not a curated record